CUGGCCUCUCUGCUCUUGGAGAGGCGAGGGGAGCCGGGGCCUGCCCAGUCAAGUGGAUGCGAGUCUCUUCGCCCACUCCACCGAAACUCUUCCUGGGAGGUGGGAUCGAGUGACUUUCCAGGCACUGGGAUGGAGCCCGCCAGGGUCUGACCACCAUGAAACUCCACAUCUCCAGCGCUUUGGUCUCUUCCCGCCUGGAACGCGCCCCAGAUCGGCAGGGGUUGCUGUAUAAAAAGAGCAGUCGCAGUUCCUCCUACCACCCGUGUUGGUGCACGCUCUGGGGUAAUGUUCUGUUCCGUCGAGAGCGAGCUGGAGACCGGGAUCCUCCUAAACUCAUCAUCUUGGAAGGCUGCACCGUGGAGCUGCUAGACUCCACAUCUGAACCAUAUGCCUUUGAAAUUUCUUACCCCUGUGGGUUACCUGGUAGCCGGGCAUACCAGAUGGCAGCUGAGAAUCAAGAAACUCUGGAGGGCUGGGUGCGAGCGCUCAGCACCGCAGGGUUUGGAUACCUCCGAGCCUUGGCUGCCGAGCUGGAAGGGCAGUUUCGAAUGCUGAAGAACCAACCGCCUCUCAAAUUGGAUGGAGCCCCGGUAGCCUCAAAGAACUGCAAGCUACUCCUUCCAAAACUGGUGGCUGAAAUGGAAUCCAAAGGGACAAAUUUCUCACAGCUCCACCAAGAAUUUGGUGAGGACAUUGUGAGGUUAAGGUAUAUGUGGCAAGAAAAGAAAGCUGGCAAGAAGCAACCUACAAAAGAGAGUUUGAUAGAUCUGGGGUAGGAAAAAAUCGGCAAUACCAGACACUUGACUACAACGAGCAAGUCCAGAGAAUUGGAGUCUAUUCUGGGGAAGGGAAA
Molecule: messenger RNA, 853 nt
Organism: Gekko japonicus
Lineage: Eukaryota; Metazoa; Chordata; Lepidosauria; Squamata; Gekkonidae
Product: sesquipedalian-1-like
Exons: 2
Coding region: 156-776 (206 amino acids)
Biological process (GO): retrograde transport, endosome to Golgi; receptor recycling; endosome organization
Cellular component (GO): trans-Golgi network; early endosome; recycling endosome
Source: RefSeq, a predicted model, not a curated record